AUGCAAGCACCGAGAGCGUUUCCACCUGCGCAGCGAAUCGGCUCGGCCACUCGCUCCGUAGCCGCGGCCGUUCUCGGGGCUCGCGGCGGCUCCGCCGGUGCUCGGAUUGAUCCUUUGCCGACUCAAUCGUCUCUUUUUAUACCGCGAUACGUCUCGCGAUUUCCGCAUCGCGCAUUCCGGGUCAACGGUAACCGCGUCAUCGUGGCUUCCGCGCCGCUUUCGCUUCUCCAGCGGUUCUGGACCGCCACGUCAUCCACUCUUUGCAACGCCUUAUCGCCCGUGCCGUACCGACGAAAUGCGUCAUUCAGCGGAGGUAGGGAGAUCCGCCAAGACGACUAUGGCAAUGGCGUUGCCGGCGAGGAAGGUUCCGGGCAAGGCUCCACGCCUCCUAUAGCACCGGAAUCGCCUUCCAGGAGCCUUCGGCAAAGCGAUCUAGACCUUUUCGCGCGCCGCGGCCGCUCCCGCGCGGAUUGGAGCGCCGAUGCUGCGCCGCGCCACGGCGAAGGAGCGUCGGAGCCGCCGAUGGUGUCGGGAGCGGGCAUUGGGGGAGGAGUAGGGGGAGCGGGAGUUUCGCCGACCACGAGCGCGCUCGGUCGUCCCGGGAUCGGCGCUGUUCCUAGCAGCAGCGCGAGCGGAGCGGGUACGAGCGGGAUAUGGGGGGAACCGUCCAAUGCUCAAGCACAAGAGUCCGUCACAUCCCUUAUCCUUCUUCCUUCCCUAUCCCUUCCCCUCCUCUCUCUUUUGCAGAAGCGUCCGAAACUCAUGCAAGGUCCCACAUUGUACGAGCGGGAGAGGAGGCAGGAGGAGGUGCUGCGGCGGAAAGGUGGCAUGCGCAAGACCUCGUCGCUCCCCAAGCUCACCUCGCCUCAGGAGCAGCUGCUGGGGUCCAUGCCCCCCAUGCGCCGCUACCUGGUUGACAUGAUUAUUGGCUGUGACUUCAUCGACAUUCUAUCAAGGGAGGAGGUGGAGGCCUUGGCAAUAGUGCCAGUGUCUGUGGCCGAGCAGUUCCUGCGCCGCAUGCCCAGCCAUCCCCACCGCCGCAUGAGCGAGCCGGGAGCGGGCGAGCGCCUGUUUGAUGAGAGCAGGCAGGCCUAUCUGGAGGUGCGGAUAGAGGAGGACGUCAACAACAACAGGCAACCCAAGAUCGCUGCCAUUGACGUGUGUGCAGAACCGGGUUACACAGUGGCACACCGGCAGCUAGGCCGGGACAGGAUCUUAAGAGUGACCUUCCCACCCCCCAGGAACUCCAACCAGGGAAUGACUCCCUACGUCAAGUUCCUCCAAGAAGGCCUAGUCGUUGGGCUCAGGCGAUUCCACUUCCUCGGCUUCAAGGCAUCGCAGGGCAACUUCAAGUCGGGCGAGGCAGAGAGGGUGUUCAUGUUCGCCCUGCGCUCCAUCGCCCCUGCCGACGCCAACUCCCCCGCCUUCCCGCUCUACCCCUCCAUCAAAGACGUCUGGAACCGCUUUGCACACUUCCACACCUGCCCCACCAUCCAAAAAACCGCUGCCAGAAUCGAGCUGCUCUUUUCACGCACAUACUCCCUCAUGGACCUCCAACCAGGCGACGUGCAAGUCGUCCCAGACGUCACAUGCCAGGACGGUAGCAUACCCACGGAUGGCACGGGUCUCAUCCUGGCGUCUGCAGUGCCUCCCAUAGAGGUCGCAUCAGGAGUCGCCUACCUGCCUGCUGCUGCUCCCUCCCCUUCCCCUCCCACGUCCGCCUCCGCACCCUCCACCUCCCCGCCGUCCGCUUCCCCGGUCUCCUCUUCUCCACCCUUCUCCUCCUCCUCUCCUCCCUCCGCCUCGCCUCCUUCCUCCUCUCCUUCCUUCGCCACUCCUCCCUCCUCGUUCCCCUCCUCCCCCUCGCCGUCUCCCAGCCAGUCAUCGCUAGCAGCAGCAGUGGCACAGCCAGCAGUGCUGCAGGUGCGGGGGUAUCUCAACGGCAUGCUAUUCAAGGGCACGUUGCUUCUAGUCACGCAGUUCCCUGACUCGCUCAACGUGCAGCCAGGGGUGAAGAUAGUAGUGCGGGAGAGCAUGGUCAAGGUGACGCCUGACCCGGUGCUGCUGCAGGCACGCGAGGGGGGCAGGGGGCAGGGCAGGGCCAUGCCCGCUGUCAACAAGCUAGAAGUCAAUGAUACCAGCAAGGCGCCGUCAGAGGCAACAUUCAAUCGCACGCUGUUGUUGCUGCUGGUGGCGUGCGGGGUGCCUCAGGACCUCUUCCUCUCCCUCGCGCGCCAACUGUGCAACGAGGCCAUGGCCCUGCCCUCCGACCGCCUCGCUGCUUCCAAGUACAUACUGCGCAGUGUGAGCAACCUGUCAGCAUCGUACGCAGCGAGCUACGUCAUGCAACCUAUGCAGAUGAUCGCCAGUGGCAUACCGCUAUCUGAGCCCUACCUGCAGGAUGCACUGCACAGGCGUGUCAACAAGGCAGCAGAGUCGUUAGAGAAGGGGCACCUGCCAGCGGACCGGUCGUACUAUCUCAUGGGAGUGGCGGACCCCACUGCUACUCUGCUGCCCGACCAAGUCGUCGUGCUGCUCAAGGACGGCCCGGUGACAGGCCCCUGUCUCAUGUACCGCAGCCCGUCCCUGCACCCGGGGCACCUGCGGAUGAUGAACGCCGUGCACUCGCCAGCCAUCGCGGCGCUGCUGCCCCCCGGCGCGCACUACUGCGUCAUCUUCCCCGUCACCGGCCGGCGAUCCGUGGCGGAUACCAUGAGUGGGGGCGACCUGGAUGGGGACAAGUUCAUGGUGUGCUUCCACCCGCAGGUGACAGGCGCGUUCAAGGAAGUGGCCCCCCCCGCACGGACUGUGCGCGGGAGGGUGAGCACAGGCAGAGCACCGGCACAGCUGAAUGCCGCAGAGCUGGAGGGGCAGCUGCUGAGCAUAUGGGGUCGCCUCGCGGCUGGGCACAGUGUGACGGGGCGCGCAUACAACCUGCAUCUGUCAUACCUGGACGAGCACGGCCCGCAGCAUGAGUUCUGUGAACAGCUCAUGCGCAUCUAUGAGCGUGCACUCGACGCACCCAAGACCGGCGAGCAGGUGUCCAUUCCCCACUACCUGGAGCGCAUUCGGCGCCCACACUACAUGGAGGCUGCGGCUCCUGCAGGGUCGGUGUUCCACUCGCGCUCCAUCAUGGGGCAGAUCUACGACCUCGUGCAGCAAGCCAGGGUGACUCCAUCAGAAGCCGACCCACUGGCAGCAUACGAGCUCGACCCUGACCUGAUUCUGACCCAGUCGCGUGCGCCGUCGGUUGAUCUGACGGAGAAGAAGGCCCUGGUGAAAGUGUGGAAGGGGCACUGGCACGAGUACAAGCAGAGCAUCUCUAGCAUCUACUCCCGCAACCUCUCGAACAAGCAGCGCGACCUGCAGAUGCAGCUGCAGAAGGAGCACUACCGCAAGAUUCUAUAUGAAGGCUGGUCUCCGUCGUUUGAAGAGCCAUGCGCGCCGAUCAGACUGCUGCGGAGAGCCAGUGUGAUUUAUGAAGUAGUCUACAGUGCUGCCCGGCAGAAGGCCACCAGGCAAGUACAGGAGACGUCACAAAGGGGUACAAGCGCUCCGGACGAUGCUCUCCACUAUAGGCCAGCGCUGGCGUUUGCAUGGAACGUUGCUGGGGAGUUGUUGUGUGAGAUCAAGGCGAGACGCAGUGGGAAGUGGUUUUUGGCUUCUCAGAAGCAGUUCCUGCUCAUGUCUAUGCCGGGAGGGAGGCAUGGGAGGUGGGGUGGGGGAGAGGGGGGUGUGAGAAGGGUGGUAACGGUGGGACCUGAGGGACGGGUUGUCGUGAUUGCUUCGCAGCAAGGGGAUGAUGGGGAUGAGGGGAGUGACGGCUGUGAGGAUUAG
Molecule: messenger RNA, 3837 nt
Organism: Closterium sp. Yama58-4
Lineage: Eukaryota; Viridiplantae; Streptophyta; Zygnematophyceae; Desmidiales; Closteriaceae
Source: the annotation of a GenBank genome assembly